Phoenix dactylifera (date palm) is the source of this 2315-nucleotide messenger RNA. The record is from RefSeq and is a predicted model, not a curated record. Lineage: Eukaryota; Viridiplantae; Streptophyta; Magnoliopsida; Arecales; Arecaceae.
AAGUUAAUUCCCUCCUUGGAUGUCUUCUUGAUUCCCUCCGCGCUCUCUCUCUAUCUCUCUCUGGCGGUGUCAUGUCGGGGCUUCUUCACCCAUGGAAGAAGCUGAGAGAGCCCGCGACGCGCGCCGCCCGGCAUGCCGCCGCCCCCGCCGCCGCCGCGGCCCAGGGCCGCCCGAUAUGCACCCGCUCCGGCGCCCCCGUCCCGCAUCGCCGCCACCCCGGCUUCCCGCACCGGCAGGAGCGCCACAAGUGGGCCGGCGGUGCCGACGAGCUCCACACCGGCCGCAUCCGGGACGAGGCCAACUACCCCUGCUGCACCAAGCACAUGGAGGUCCUCUUCUCCAACCGCUCCCCGCCCUCCAUUGCCGGCGCCGGUGACCGUGGCGGCUGCCAGGCCGUCAACAUCUGCCCCAGCUGCAAGACCGCCUACUACUUCCGCCCCCACAAGCUCGUCUCCCUCCAGGGCAAGUUCGUCGAGAUCGAGGGUGUCCGCGGCCCCGACCUCGAGUGGGAGAGGGACGCCGGCGUCGGGGAGGACGAGAGGCAGGGGAAUCGCCUAAAGACCUCGUUCUGGGAGGCGCUGAGGUCGUGGUACGACGGGGAGCCGCCUGAGAACUGGCCGCCCAUGCCAGGACCGCCGGAGAGUAAUGGAUUGGCGGUGCACACGCCGCCAGGCCCACCAUUCCCGCCGGAUUUGAACGUGGUGAGGGUGGCCAGGCCCGGCGGGGGCGGGGGAGGAGCGGGGACUGGUGAUGGAAGUGGAUUCGCGGGGGAGGACGGGUGGGGCGGGGCGAAUUUGGGGAAGGAGUUGCCGACGCCCAAAGAGAUCUGCAAGGGGCUCGAUAAGUACGUGGUUGGGCAAGAUAACGCUAAAAAGGUGCUAUCUGUGGCUGUGUACAACCACUAUAAAAGAAUCUACCAUGCAUCUUUACAGAAAGUAUCUGGAGCUGAUUCAGGGAAUUUUGAGACUGAAAAUGAUGAUGAUAAUGUAGAGUUAGAGAAAAGCAAUGUGCUCUUGAUGGGCCUUACUGGCUCAGGAAAGACAUUACUUGCAAAAACAUUAGCUCGCUUUGUGAAUGUGCCGUUUGUUAUUGCAGAUGCAACAACACUGACACAGGCAGGCUAUGUUGGAGAGGAUGUUGAAUCAAUGUUAUACAAGUUGCUUACGGUUGCUGAGUUCAACGUGCAAGCAGCUCAACAGGGAAUGGUAUACAUUGAUGAAGUUGAUAAAAUAACUAAGAAGGCUGAGAGCCUAAAUAUUAGUAGAGAUGUAUCUGGUGAAGGUGUUCAGCAGGCAUUAUUGAAAAUGCUAGAAGGAACUAUAGUCAAUGUUCCAGAGAAGGGAGCUCGGAAGCACCCUCGUGGUGACAAUAUACAGAUAGACACAAAAGAUAUUCUUUUUAUAUGUGGCGGUGCUUUUGUUGAUUUGGAAAAGACAAUUUCUGAAAGACGACAAGAUUCUUCUAUAGGUUUUGGAGCACCAAUACGUGCAAACAUGAGAGCUAGUGGGUUAACAAAUGCUGCAGUGACGUCAUCCUUGUUGGAAUCAGUUGAAAGUAGUGAUUUUAUAGCAUAUGGCCUCAUUCCGGAAUUUGUUGGACGCUUUCCAGUACUGGUUAGUUUGUCAGCACUGAGCGAGGACCAACUUGUUCAGGUCUUGAUGGAGCCAAAGAAUGCUAUUGGUAAACAAUUCAAGAAAUUAUUUCGCAUGAACAACGUGACGCUACAUUUCACAGACACUGCACUAAGGCUGAUUGCUAAAAAAGCAUUGGCCAAGAAUACUGGUGCACGAGGUUUAAGAGCAAUAUUGGAAAAUAUUCUUACAGAUGCCAUGUAUGAGAUUCCAGAUGUAAAGACAGGCGAUGAGCAAAUAGAUGCAGUAGUGGUGGAUGAAGAGGCUGUUGGCUCUGUUGACAGACCAGGUAGUGGAGCUAAAAUUCUUCAUGGCGAUGGAGCUUUGGAACAGUACCUUAAAGAAAACAAGAUAAAGGAUCGGGUGGCAAUGGUUGAUGGGUCAGAGGGUGAACUGGAAGGGGGAUCUGAACUCUCAUCUAGAGCCAUGAGCAUGUAAUAUCUAGCAGACUACAUUUAUUGUAAAAUCUCCAUUUUUAUUGAUGUAAUUAUAAUCCUUGUAUAUGAAGUUUAUUUUUUAAUUAGAAAUACUUCAUGCUAAUUUAAGCAUCAGGACAUUGUCCAAGUCAUCAUAUUUCUGGCAUAUCGUACUGUGCAUGGCAGAUAAGAGAAUUAUAGUGCCCUAUUCUUCCAUUCUUUGUUGUCAAACUAGAGAUCGUAAGACAAUGUAGGUGAAGUUUAAUUA